GGCCCGGCCCGCAGCUGCAGCAGAAGGGUGGUGGGUCUUGUUGCCCGCAGUUACCUAGCUGCUGCGGCCCUAGUGAGAUGGUGUAAUUGGGCCUGCGGGCUGGCGACGAGGCGGGGGUGAAACGGCCGGGGAGGGUGACGCCACCAGACGGGCUCGGGUGAACCGACAGCACGCUGAGGGGGCGUCGCCGUCACCGGCCCCGGCACAGCCGCGGGAGGCCGCACCCGCCAUGGCUGCCCAGACAGUGCUGGAUGAGUUCACGGCGCCUGCCGAGAAGGCGGCGCUGCUAGAGCAGAAUUGCGACCGCAUCGAGGGCCUGUUUGGAGUGAGCCUGGCCGUGCUGGGCGCGCUGGGCACCGAGGAGCCGCUGCCGGCACGCAUCUGGCUGCAGCUCCGCGGAGCGCAGGAGGCGGUGCACAGCGCCAAGGAAUAUAUUAAAGGCAUCUGUGAACCCGAACUAGAAGAAAGAGAAUGUUAUCCAAAAGCCAUGCACUGCAUUUUUGUUGGGGCACAGAGCUUGUUUCUGAAGAGCUUGAUUCAGGAUACCUGUGCUGACCUCUGCAUUCUGGACAUUGGUCUUAUAGGCAUCAGAGGGAGUGCCGAGGCUGUGGUCAUGGCUAGGAGUCACAUUCAGCAGUUUGUAAAGCUCUUUGAGAAUAAUGAGAACCUACCCGGCGGUCAGAAAGAAUCAGAGGUGAAAAGGAAAUUUAAACAAUUAGUUGAAGCCCGAGCCGACAUUUAUACCAUGGACUUGUUGAUUUUGCCUACUUCCUUGAAAAAAGAACUUUUGACUCUUACUCAAAGUGAGGAAAGUCUGAUUGAAACAGGAGAUGAUGAUGUUAUUGAAAUUAGAGAUCCUAAACAAUCAGAGUUUCCACAGAAUGUUGCCACAGGACUGAAUAAUUGCAGAGAUGAAAUUGUUUUGCAGGAAGAUGCAAGAAAUAAAGCUGGCACUCCUGUUUCUGAGCUUGCAAAACAAUUGGACAUAAUCUUUUCUAGUUCACCAGAUAUACUUCUUCCAGUAAAUGGCCUGCCCCCAGAUGAAGAGGCACUUUCCAAAGACAGAAUUUGUCACAAAAGGAGAUCUUCUGACUCUGAAGAAAGACAUACCAAGAAGCAAUUUUCUUUGGAAAAUGUUCAAGAGGGAGAGCUUUUACAUGAUGGUAAGACAUCAGCUGGAAGUGUCGUCAUCGAUCUAUCUGACUCUUCUGAUUCUGAACAUUUAAGUCCCGACGUAAAAGACACUACUGAGGAAAUGGAAUACAAUAUCCUCGUGAACUUUUUUAAAACCAUGGGCUAUUCCCAAGAAAUUGUUGAAAAGGUCAUUAGGGAGUUCGGGCCAUCUACUGAACCAUUAUUACUGUUGGAGGAAAUUGAAAAAGAAAAUAAAAGGUCCCAAGAAGACAGAGAAAUUUCACCUGGCUCAGUGUAUCCUGAGACCAACAGAACCAAAACUAAAAGUGUUUGUAGCAGCAUAAAUGAGCUUACAGUAGAUUCCUCUCCAAAGAAAACACAAGCUCACACAAAACAAAAUAUGAUAGAAAAAUUUUCUCAGUUACCAUUCAAAGCAGAAUUGAAACCAUGUACCUCAAAUUGCAAAAUUAAUACUAUCAAAACAGUGCCAACAGAACAGAAAGAAAUCUGGGGUUCAAACCAGAGCUACAUUUGUAACACAGACCUUGAAGCAGAUGGCCUUUCAUCCUCUGUUACCCCUGCAAGUCCCAAAGAAGUUUUUGUUUCAAGGGGAGCUUCAGUUCAUCAGCCCAGAAUUUCAGUUUUUCCUGAAAAUGGUUUGCAGCACCAAACAAAACCCUUGCUUCCAAAUAAUAUGAAAUCUACCCGUGAAAGCCGUUCAGGAUGUGGUAGCUCUCCUCAGUCUAAGCCAAAUUGUCCCCCUCUUUCUCCACCCAUGCGGCUGCCCCAACUACCACCUUCAGUUACUGAUGCAAGGUUGGCAGGACCAUCUGAUCAUAUUGAUUCCUCAGUUACAGGGGUUCAAAGGUUUCGAGAUACUUUAAAAGUACCCUACAAGCUGGAAUUAAAAAAUGAACCAGGGAGAACGGAUUUGAAGCACAUUGUUAUAGAUGGGAGCAAUGUUGCAAUUACACAUGGUUUGAAAAAGUUCUUUUCUUGUCGUGGAAUUGCUAUCGCAGUUGAAUAUUUUUGGAAGCUUGGAAACAGAAACAUCACUGUAUUUGUCCCUCAGUGGAGAACAAGGCGGGACCCGAACAUCACAGAACAGCACUUCUUAACCCAGCUUCAGGAGCUCGGAAUAUUAUCUUUAACUCCUGCACGGAUGGUCUUUGGAGAAAGAAUCGCUUCUCAUGACGACAGGUUUCUGCUACACUUAGCGGACAAAACUGGUGGCAUAAUUGUAACAAAUGAUAACUUCAGAGAAUUUGUGACCGAGUCUGUCUCUUGGAGAGAAAUUAUUACAAAAAGGUUACUACAGUAUACUUUUGUUGGGGACAUAUUUAUGGUUCCUGAUGAUCCUCUUGGAAGAAGUGGACCUCGAUUAGAAGAAUUUCUUCAGAAGGAAGUCUUUCUUAGAGAUAUGCAGCCUCUACUUAAUGCCCUGCCUAAUGUGGGCGUGUUUGACCCCAGCUUCAGAAGCCCUGGUGCCCAGGCAAGCAGCACCAGCCACCAGCCUCCAGCCCAGAUUCAGGGAGCACCCCCUCCAAGCCACUGGCUUCCUCAGCAGCCCCAUUGCCCACUCCUUCCCAAUGUCCAGCAGACCUUGCCUAUGCCAGCCCAGAGGUCUUCUGUGGAAACCAGUGAACUGAGGGACGCCCUUCUGAAGAUUUUCCCCGAUUCUGAGCAAAGACUGAAAAUCGACCAGAUUUUGGUGGCCCACCCGUACAUGAAAGAUCUGAAUGCACUCUCUGCCAUGGUGUUGGACUGAAGGAAGGCGUUGCAACAGUGUCCACAGGGGGCACUCAGGGUGGAUUGGUGGAAUUCGAGCCAGUCUAUCCCUGAUGAGAAGUACCAUAAUGUGAAGAUACCCAUUUCCCAGUGUCAACGCUGUUGAAUUGUAUUGAAAAAUCAUGUUUUCGAUAUAAAAGGAUCUGGUGUUCUAAAACCAGCUGUUUUCUACAUAUAAAUGAUGCUGCUGUUACAGAUUUACCAUUUUCUGUAAAAGGAAAGUCUACAUUUUCUGCCUGUUCAGAAUUGUUUAGUAGCAGUUUAUUCUUCAGUGUAUUUACAUUUUUAUGAUUUUUAAGCUAUUUUCCUGAAAGCUGAAAAUAUUGACAAAUGGAUAUGACUAGCCUUUCUAAAUAAAUAUUAAAAAAAAAAAAAAAAAUUUGCUUUCUUAAGGAAA
This is a messenger RNA of Chrysochloris asiatica (Cape golden mole), 3319 nucleotides long. RefSeq names its product NEDD4 binding protein 1 (gene N4BP1). Lineage: Eukaryota; Metazoa; Chordata; Mammalia; Afrosoricida; Chrysochloridae. The record is from RefSeq and is a predicted model, not a curated record. The transcript is spliced from 7 exons. Gene Ontology annotation, cellular component: PML body; nucleus. Gene Ontology annotation, molecular function: RNA binding. Gene Ontology annotation, biological process: negative regulation of protein ubiquitination; negative regulation of proteasomal ubiquitin-dependent protein catabolic process. Bases 230 to 2902 code for a protein of 890 amino acids.